Messenger RNA from Patella vulgata (common limpet), 1947 nucleotides. RefSeq names its product MAGUK p55 subfamily member 7. Lineage: Eukaryota; Metazoa; Mollusca; Gastropoda; Patellidae. Gene Ontology annotation, cellular component: cell-cell junction; plasma membrane. The transcript has 18 exons. The record is from RefSeq and is a predicted model, not a curated record. Bases 214 to 1944 code for a protein of 576 amino acids. Gene Ontology annotation, molecular function: protein binding.
UGGAAUCAUUGGGCAUAGUAGAGGAGAAAGCGCGCGUCUUUCUAGAGGCAGACGACACAAGAGAGAAUUAUAAUGGACGCUGAAUCGUAGAAUACAACCCGUGAAUAUCUUGAGACGGAAGUAUUUGGAAUUGGAGUGGUGAAAGGGGAUGAUUGUAAGAGUUAUCUGUACUUGUUAUGAGUGUUUGCCAGUAGAGGGAGUAGUUGUUGUACAAUGCCGGUUACUCUACCACUGAUGACGAAGGUUCCGUCAGAUCCAGACGCCCAGAAAUUAUUAACUGCUCUUCCAAGUCUUGAAGCCAGGUUACCAGGGAAGGAACAUGCCGUGGCAUUUUUACGAAGAUUUUUACGUUCCAAAGAUUUACAUCGAACUAUUUAUAUUUAUCGUAAAUUAGUCCAACUAACAACUAUGAGGACGUCAGCAGAUUUUGCGGUUUCUCAAGCAGCUGAUGUAUUUUGUUCUAUAAGAUAUGUAACAGAUAAUCCAUUAGUACAAGAAUUAUUACAAAUUUUAUCUAGACCACAUUUACAGGCCUUAUUAUAUUGUUAUGAUAAAGUAACUAACCAUGAUUUUGAACCGAAGAUUGACCCGAUUCCAUUAAACGUAGAUGAAGAUGAGGCAGCCGUUAAGAUAGUACGUCUCAUUAAAAAUAAUGAACCAUUAGGUGCUACUAUAGCUGUUAAAGAUGAUGAUGAAGGUACAAUAGAAGUAGCUAGAGUUUUACAUGGUGGUGCUGCUGACAGAAGUGGUUUAAUCAAUGUAGGAGAUGAAGUACAUGAGAUUAAUGGUGUAUGUGUUCGUGGUUUAACUCCUGAUGAAGUUGUAGAUAUAUUGUCCAGAAUAACAGGUCCAGUAACUUUAAAAUUAACACCAAGUUUAAAAGCAACAUUACAGGGUUCUAGAGAAUGUAAGACGCGUGUGAAGGCAUUGUUUGAUUAUUCACCAGAAGAUGACAGUACUAUACCGUGUCCAGAGGCAGGUUUAGCAUUUACUCGUGGUGAAAUUUUACACAUCGUCAGUCAGGAUGACUCCACCUGGUGGCAGGCUAGAAAACAUGGUGAUACUAAAAAUAGGGCAGGGAUUAUUCCCAGUAAACAGUUACAAGAACGAAGGGAAAUGUUACGAAGAUUGGCAGCUAAAGCAGAAGCAGAGAGAUCAGAAACAAGACCAAUUAGUCCGUGUCAUAAUAGUCCGAGAAUACCCCGUCAGAAACGUCUCAGGAAAACUAUGUACCAUGCUAUACAAAAUGGAGAGUAUGAUACAGAUGCUGUUCCAACCUAUGAAGAAGUAGAAUUAUAUCAGGUCAAACCAUACGCAUUACGCCCAGUUAUAUUAGUAGGUCCACCAGGAGUCGGUAGAAAUGAAUUAAAGAGAAGAUUAAAAGCAAGUAAUCCAGGUCAUUUUGAGGAAGUUUUACCUCAUACAUCACGCCCAAUUCGUCCGUUUGAAAUCGAUGGUAAAGAAUACCGGUUUAUAUCACGUGAAGAGAUGGAAGCUGAUAUACUAGCACAAAGAUAUGCGGAGUACGGUGAAUAUAAGGGUAAUUUAUACGGAACACAUAUUGAUUCAAUACAAGCCGUUAUUAACGCUAAAAAAGUUUGCCUUCUAACACCUCAUACACAGGCUCUCAAGUUAAUGAGAACUAGUGAUAUUAAGCCUUAUAUAAUAUAUAUCCGACCUCCAUCAUUAGAAUGUCUCCAGGCUACAAGAUCUGUAUCACUGGCCAGAUGUACCAAUUCAGAUACAGAUGAUACCAAAUUAUUUACUACAGAAGAACUGCAGGACAUGAUUGAUUCAGGUCAUAAAUUAGAGGAGAGAUUCGGACAUUUAUUUGAUUAUGUUAUAGUUAACGCUGAUUUAACGGACGCUCUACGGGAACUGAUAUUAAUAACAAAUAAAAUAGAAAAAGAACCACAGUGGGUGCCGAUAGGAUGGUGUCAAUGAUUA